ACUCCUGGCCUCAAAUGAUCUUCCCUAAAGUGCUGGGAUUUCAAGCGAGAGCCACUGCUCCCAGCAAACGUUUCCACUUUAGGUAUAUAAUAAGCAUCUCAAGUGUUUCCAUAAUUGUUCCAUCCAAACCUGCUCCUCAAACAUGGAAACUGCAUACUUCCAGUUGCUCAAGCCAAAAACCUUAGAGUCAUCUUAGAUUCUUUUUUUUUUCUUUUAUACCUAAAAUCAGUAUAUCCUGUCAGUUCUACCUUUAGAGUAUAUCUCGAAUCUGAUCAGUUCUCAUCACCCCCCCCACCACUACCCUAAUGAGACAUCCUCACUCCUUGUCUGGCUUACUGCAGUAACCUUCUCACUGGUCACCCUUCUUCCCUCCCAUGUCCCCUGUAGUACAUUUUUCAUGAGUGACUCUUUUAAAUGUCAAUCAGAUUAUUCCAUUCUUUGCCUUGAAAAGUUUCCAUGGCUUCUUGUCUUCCUCAGGAAUAAAAAACAAAGUUCUUAGGGUGGCUUACAAGCCCCAAGGGUCUGGCUUCUAGCUCUCUCUCUGACCCUCCUCCUCUUACACAUUCCAUUCUAGCUGCUCUUGUCCCCUUCCUCUUGUUGAUCAAGGAAAGCCUGCACCUGCUUUGAGGCCUUUACAGUUGCUUGUCAGAUAUCUGCGCUGCUCACUCACUCCAUGCAGGCUGUGUUACAUGUCACCUUCUCAGUGAAAAGCCUUCUCAGACCACCCUCCGUUCCCCCAAAGCUCCCUAUCCCCUUACUCUUUGUUUUUCUCCAUAGAACUUUUGCCACCUGACAUGCAAAUAAGAAUAUCCGUAUCAGUAUAUCAGUAUUUGUUGACUGUCUCUUCCCAUUAGAAUUGAGAUCCCCUGGGACAGGAACUUGAUUUAUUUUCCCUUAUGGCUGGAACAGUGCCAGUUGAGGGAGGAGCCCAGUAAAUACAAAAGAAUUCCUGACUUCUCUCUGCCUCCAUAUCUAUCAGAUGCCAGAGCAUAUUGAUUUGAACUCUUUGAAUUCAUUCCCUUCCUCCUCAUUUCCACUGCCACUGUUGUGGGUCAGGCCCUUUUUGUUUGCAUGAAAAAGUACAAGCACUCUCAGUCUUCCUAACUCCAAUUUUACUCCUCUCCAAAAUAAUCUGACCAUAUUCGUCCUAUCACUUCUCUCUUUAAAUUCUUCAGUUGCCUUCCAUUUUCUUAGUGGGUAAAAACCUAACUUUUAAAUAUUCAGCCAGUGUUUUUUGGUCACCUACAUCCUCCAGACACUGUGGCAAGUGCUAGUUACAGUGAUGAGAGAACUGUUGGUCCUUAUUCUCAUAGGUAUUCAUCUUCCAACCCCUGCUGUCAUCUCCAGCAUUAUCUGCCUCUAGAUUCUAGAGCUAAUUAAAUUUAAAUUUAGAUUAAUUAAAAUUAAAUAAAAUAAAAACUUCAGUUUCUCAGCCGUACUAGUCACAUUUCAAAUGCUCAAUAGCCACAUAUGGCUAUGAUAGUGAUCGCACGGAUGUGAAGAUUUCUGUCAUCACAGAAAAUUCUGUUGGACAGCACUGGUCUAGACCUGCCCCCGGACUACACAAGUCAUUCUGAAUUAUUCUCUGCCCCCUAGACAUACCAUAUACUUUUGUUUUUGCCACUGCACUGUACUCUGGUCACAAUGGUCUCUGUCCCUUUUAUGCCUGUUAAACUUCUCUGACUUUUUAGAACCCAGUUCUAUGUUUUUCAGGAAAUUUUUCUUGACACCAUCCCCUGUUGAUUAAAUUAAUCUUCCUUCUGACCACCACCCCCCCACCAUGGGAAGUUUUUUGCACCCAGCCUUAAGACCCUCCUUUAAAUCCUGAAUUCUUACUACCUUGGGAUGCAGGCCAUUCACAGGACUCUAGACUCUGCAACUCAAGGCCUUCAUAGUCACUGAGGAAGUGAUGUUCUGCAGGAAAGCAGUUGGGAGUACUGAGCCAGGAAGCCUCUAGAAAUUGAGUUCCUGCUGAGGUCAAUAUUCUGAAUGUGCAGGUUUGUCCUGCACAGAUGUUGUUUGCUCCUAGCCUGAUGGUGCUGUCCUCAUCCUUAGGGGUAAAGUAGGACUCUGCAUUUGUCCAAGAGAAGAAUCCAGAGAAAUCAGAGCAGGUCAGAUAGUUCUAAAAGCCAUGGCCCAGGGAUUGGUGACAUUCAGGGAUGUGGCUGUAGAGUUCUCUCAGGAAGAAUGGAAGUGCCUGGAGCCUGCUCAGAGGGACUUGUACAGGGAAGUGACUUUGGAGAACUUCAGUAACUUGGUCUCCGUAGGACUUUCCAUUUCUAAGCCUGAUGUCAUCUCCUUAUUGGAGCAAGGGAAGGAGCCCUGGAUGAUUGCAAAUGAUAUGACAGAACCAUGGUGCCCAGACUUGGAGUCCAGGUGUCAGACAUUUCUACAGAAAGAUAUUUUUGAAAUAGAGUCAAUCAAUUGGGAGAUAAUGGAAAGCCUUAAAUGCUGUGAUCUUGAGGGCUCUGGCUUUAGAGAUGGCUGGGACUACAGAGGCCAGUUUGAAAGACAAGUAAAUCAGGAGUGCUAUUUCAGGCAAGUGAAAAUCACCUACGAAAACAUGCCCACGUUCGAGCAUCACGCAUCCCACAGCCUACGUCAGAACAGUGAGACUGGUGAGAAACUGAUUGAAUGUAAUGAAUGUGGGAAAGCCUUUAGCCGGGGCUCACACCUUAUUCAGCAUCAGAAGACUCACACUGGUGAGAAACCCUUUGAAUGUAAGGAAUGUGGAAAGGCCUUUAGUCGUGCCUCGCACCUUAUUCAGCAUCAGAGAAUUCAUACAGGCGAGAAACCCUAUGACUGUAAGGAAUGUGGGAAGGCCUUUGGUCGUACUUCAGAACUUAUUUUACAUCAGAGACUGCAUACUGGUGUCAAACCCUACGAAUGUAAAGAAUGUGGAAAGACCUUUAGGCAGCAUUCACAGCUAAUUCUGCAUCAAAGAACUCAUACAGGGGAGAAACCCUACGUAUGCAAAGACUGCGGGAAGGCUUUUAUUCGUGGCUCGCAACUUACUGUUCAUCGGAGAAUUCAUACAGGUGCUAGACCCUAUCAGUGUAAAGAAUGCGGGAAGGCCUUUAGACAGCAUUCCCAGCUCACUGUACAUCAGCGAAUUCACACUGGGGAGAAACCCUACGAAUGUAAGGAGUGUGGAAAGGGCUUUAUUCAUAGCUCAGAAGUUACUCGACAUCGAAGAAUUCAUUCUGGGGAGAAACCCUAUGAAUGCAAAGAGUGUGGGAAGGCCUUCAGGCAGCAUGCACAGCUGACUCGACACCAGAGGGUUCACACUGGUGACAGACCCUAUGAAUGUAAGGACUGCGGGAAGGCAUUCAGUCGUAGUUCAUACCUUAUUCAACAUCAAAGAAUCCAUACAGGUGACAAACCCUAUGAAUGUAAGGAAUGUGGAAAAGCCUUUAUUCGAGUUUCACAACUGACUCAUCACCAGCGAAUUCAUACUUGUGAGAAACCCUAUGAAUGCAGGGAAUGUGGAAUGGCCUUUAUUCGUAGUUCACAACUUACUGAACAUCAGAGGAUCCAUCCUGGUAUCAAACCUUACGAAUGUAGAGAAUGUGGGCAGGCCUUUAUUCUUGGCUCACAGCUCAUCGAACACUAUAGAAUUCAUACUGGUUAGAAAGCCUCGAACGUUAGGAAUGUAUUAAUAGAAAAGCCUUUAUGUGGAAUUCAAACCUGGCUCAAUACUAGAAAAUCUUUAAUGUAAUGUAAUUAAUGUCAGAAAACCUUCACUUGUCACUUCAGUUAUGGAAGAGCAGAGAACUCAUACCAAAAGAAAAUUCAACAAAUGUGGGAAUUUCUUUUUGCCU
Lemur catta (Ring-tailed lemur) is the source of this 3821-nucleotide messenger RNA. RefSeq names its product zinc finger protein 565 (gene ZNF565). The record is from RefSeq and is a predicted model, not a curated record. Lineage: Eukaryota; Metazoa; Chordata; Mammalia; Primates; Lemuridae. Bases 2132 to 3631 code for a protein of 499 amino acids. Gene Ontology annotation, biological process: regulation of DNA-templated transcription. The transcript is spliced from 6 exons.